Messenger RNA from Arabidopsis arenosa, 1845 nucleotides. The record is from the annotation of a GenBank genome assembly. NCBI's taxonomy places the organism in Eukaryota, Viridiplantae, Streptophyta, Magnoliopsida, Brassicales, Brassicaceae.
AAGGAGGGGAAAAAUCAGCUUUUUGGAGAAGAAACCAAAGAAAUAAAUUCGAAACCCUAAAACUCCCAUUAGAAUUCGACAUUAAAGUAUCCGCCAUGACAAAGAAGAGAAAGCUCGAAGGAGAAUCUAACGAAGCGGAAGAACCGUCGCAGAAGCUGAAGCAGACGCCGGAGGAGGAGCAGCAGCUCGUUAUUAAAAAUCAAGCAGACGUCGAAGAAGUUGAAUACGAGGAAGUAGAGGAAGAGCAAGAAGAAGAAGUAGAAGAUGAUGACGAAGACGACGAUGACGAUGAGGAUGAGAAUCAGACGGCGGGUAAUCGUAUUGAGGCGGCGGCGACGUCUGGAUCUGGGAAUCAAGGGGAUGUAAAUGAUGAUAAUGAUGACGAUGAGCCAAUUCAGGAUCUGUUGGAACCGUUUUCAAAGGAACAACUUUUGAGUCUUCUUAAAGAAGCAGCAGAGAAGCAUCUUGAUGUAGCCAAUCGAAUCCGGGAAGUAGCUGAUGAAGACCCUGUUCAUCGAAAGAUCUUCGUGCACGGUCUUGGUUGGGAUACCAAAACAGAGACGCUUAUUGAAGCUUUUAAGCAGUACGGAGAGAUCGAAGAUUGCAAGGCUGUGUUUGAUAAGAUCUCAGGGAAAUCUAAAGGUUAUGGCUUUAUUUUGUACAAGUCUCGGUCAGGUGCUCGCAAUGCACUUAAGCAGCCUCAGAAGAAGAUUGGUAGUCGUAUGACGGCAUGUCAAUUGGCUUCUAAAGGACCUGUCUUUGGUGGAGCUCCUAUCGCUGCUGCAGCUGUCUCAGCGCCUGCUCAGCAUUCGAACUCUGAGCACACGCAGAAAAAGAUUUAUGUUAGUAAUGUUGGAGCAGAGCUUGAUCCACAGAAGUUGUUGGGGUUCUUCUCAAAGUUUGGAGAGAUUGAAGAAGGUCCUUUGGGUCUUGAUAAGUUUACUGGGAGACCUAAAGGUUUCUGUCUCUUUGUUUAUAAGUCUGCUGAAAGCGCCAAGAGGGCUUUGGAGGAGCCACACAAGACUUUUGAAGGUCAUAUCUUGCAUUGCCAGAAAGCUAUCGAUGGUCCCAAACCGGGCAAGCAGCAGCAUCACCAUAACCCACACGCCCACAACAAUCCUCGUUACCAAAGGAAUGAUAACAAUGGUUAUGGUCCGCCUGGAGGUCAUGGACAUCUCAUGGCUGGUAACCCAGCUGGAAUGGGUGGUCCAGCGACACAGGUGAUAAACCCGGCCAUUGGACAGGCCUUGACAGCUAUACUGGCAUCUCAGGGAGCUGGUUUGGCUUUUAAUCCGGCGAUUGGACAGGCUUUGUUGGGUUCCUUGGGGACAGCGACAGGCGUAAACCCGAAUGGAGUUGGAAUGCCAACUGGUUAUGGUACUCAAGCUAUGGCACCGGGGACAAUGCCUGGGUACGGUACACAACCUGGGUUGCAAGGUGGUUAUCAGACUCCGCAACCUGGUCAAGGCGGUACAAGCAGAGGGCAACAUGGUGUCGGGCCAUACGGUGCUCCUUACAUGGGCCACUAAAUGUAUCAUGUAUCCUCUCAGAUAUCAGAAAUCAGUGUUUUAAUAUUGGCCUGGUGAUUCUUCUCAAGUUUAUAAGGAGCUGAUGCAAAAUGAAGUCUUUAUGAAAUGUUACUCUUUGGUCGCUCCUAAGGCCAAACUCAUAAAAACCUUUUAAGGAGUUUUAGUUUUCAUCUACUUGUUUUUUUUACCCAAACUCUCUUUAUGGUAUUCCUAAAAAACUUUGUACUACUAUUUUCAGUGUUUAUGUCUCUACUUUUUCAGUUUUCUGAACAUCCCCCUUAGACUUUCAUUUGUAAAAUAAAAAAACGCAACUACG